GGGGAGGGCUAGGGCGGGGGCGGUGCCGGUGACGCGGCUCAGGCGGCGGCAGCGGCGGGCGGGCGGCGGUGGCGGCGCGUGUGGCGCGCGCUUCUUCGUGUCCUGGGAGCAGAGCCCCGGCCCCCGCCGCUCCCGCCGCCGCCAUGUCGGGCCGGUCCGUCCGGGCCGAGACCCGCAGCCGGGCCAAAGACGACAUCAAAAAGGUGAUGGCGGCCAUAGAGAAAGUGCGGAAAUGGGAGAAGAAGUGGGUAACCGUGGGUGACACAUCCCUCAGGAUAUUCAAAUGGGUGCCCGUUGCCGACAGCAAAGAGAAGGAGAAAUCAAAAUCGAACAGUUCAGCAGCCCGAGAAGCGAACGGUUUCCCCUCCGACGCCUCUGCCAAUUCUUCCCUCCUUCUUGAAUUCCAAGAUGAGAAUAGCAACCAGAGCUCCAUGUCUGAUGUCUAUCAGCUCAAGGUGGACAGUAGCACCAACUCGAGCCCGAGCCCCCAGCAGAGCGAGUCCCUGAGCCCGGCGCACACCUCCGACUUCCGGACGGACGAUUCCCAGCCGCCCACAUUAGGCCAGGAGAUCCUGGAGGAGCCCUCCCUGGCUGCUUCCGAAGGGGCCGAUGAACCUCCCACCCUCACCAAGGAAGAACCGGUCCCGCUGGAGUCGCAGGCUGCGGAGGACGAGGAGGACUCGGGCGCCCCCCCACUAAAGCGUUUCUGUGUGGAGCAGCCUGCCGUGCUGCAGACGGCCUCAGAAAGCUAGCGCCACCCUGGCGUCCCUGCCCGCUUGGCCCCUUGCCUCUAUUUAUUGAAUUCUGGUCCUGGCUAGGCUGCUGUUGCUGGGCUGAAGGCAGAUGUUGGGCUCCAGAGCCUGCACGUCUUGGCCCCUGGGCUGAAAGGUUCCAGCGGGGAAGGCGGCCCCAGGACUGGGGGUCGCGGGGCCAUCUCCGUCCCUAGUACCUGUUUGCUUGCUCCUCUGCUUUCCUUAGGGGACUUAAGCGGCACGGGGGUGGCCCAGCGCUCCCCGAGCUUCAGGCCCUCCCCCUGCCUUUUUUAUGGCCCAGCCAGGAGCUGCGCUGCUAGGCCAGGGGCACAGUGCAGAGAGGAAUGAGUGCCCUGUAGAGAGCCGGCACUUGGGCAUCUUAGUGGCCCUUGCUGGACAAAGCCCAUGGGCUCACGGGCAAGUGUGAGUCCUCCAGCCUCAGGUAGGAGUAUGGUGAGGAGGGGGCAGGAGUGGGUGCCUCCCCUAGGCGAGGCCUCUGGGAAAAGGAGGGGCUCCUUUGCCACCCGACGGGUUUCCGUUUGCCUGAGCCCUCGGGCCCCUUCCUCAGUAGUCCAUCUCCCAUUGGGUUCUCCCCCAUCCCCCAUUCUUCCUUUCCCUUUCUCCCCUGCCUCCCCCUGCCUUCUGCUGUGGCCCCUGCCCCAGGCCUGGGUCAGCACUGCUGCUACAGCUUAGGUCCCAGCAAGAGUUGGAGGUUCUGGGAACACCCAGCCCGAUUCCUCUUCAGCUCAGACUUUCUGGAAAGUUUCCUUUUCUUUGAAAUCUGCAUGUUGAAUCGAACUUUGUGAUAUUAUUUUUUGUUUCUGAAAAAAGUUUUAAGAAAAUUAAAUGGGCGACUGUGAGUGAAGACAUAUUUUAGCACUGAAUAGAAUAUUUUUAAAAUUAAACUAUUUGAAAUACA
Molecule: messenger RNA, 1671 nt
Organism: Monodelphis domestica (gray short-tailed opossum)
Lineage: Eukaryota; Metazoa; Chordata; Mammalia; Didelphimorphia; Didelphidae
Gene: BCL7B
Product: BAF chromatin remodeling complex subunit BCL7B
Source: RefSeq, a predicted model, not a curated record